GACACAAGGAACAGGAAGACGUGGAGAGGUGCUGCCUCAGAGUUCGAGGGAGGGGAGUGCUGGCACCUCUACUAUCCCGGGCAGGAGAGUUACGUCUGAGCCCAAGACAAGACGCUGGUGACUUGUGAGGGACCGUGCCCGCCACUGUGCUGGAGAGCCUGGCAGAGAGGUGGCACUGAGUGCAGCGCUUCUGUAGGAUCCAGUAGUUCAGCUCAUAGUUAGUAACUUGAUGUAACAUUCGUGCGUGCCUAUGGAGUGGGUACACUGCUUAGAAAAACUUUCAAUCUGCAGCAGCAUUUGUGUUGGCACUGAACUGGCACUUUAGAGAUUGCAUGGCAUUGACUGGUGCAGUGUCAUACUAGCUGUUAUAUAGAAAGGUCCUAAAAUCGUUAGAAACCUGGUCAGUAGUGGGUUAAGUGAGAUUUGCACUUGGGCUACAUGUCUUAGUACAGAUUACUUUUUGUAUUAUCUGUAGGUCUCACAAGAGGCUGGUUCCUCUGUAGGUUUCAUUUGUAUGUAUUCGCUUCUACUUCUAACACAUACUAGACUCGCCAUAGGGAGUAGUUGGCACACAUAGAUAAUACUAGAUAAUUUCCUGCCAGACCAGGGAGUGACUGGAAUUAUACCAUGAAUAAGAGGAGACGACUGGCAACUGCUUGGCAACCACUGAGAAGAAGGAAGGGUCUUUGUUUGUUGGCCGCUGUUGCCUGCAUAUUGUUCUUUAGUUUUCUGUUGUUCAGUAAAGAUGCAGAAGACAAUGAUAGGCAAAAUGUGGAGGGUCUGAAAGCUGAGGAGCAUCAUGUAGGUAGAGAAGUACCUGUUAACCAAAAGGAACUAGAAUAUGAGGAGCUGAAGAGGCCAGUCUACGAAAAACCACCAUUGGACUUGCACUCGUUGGGAGAGUUCGGUCGUCCGGUGAGACUCGAUCUUCAAGGGGAAGAAAAAAAGCUGGAAGAGGAAAGUAUCAACAAACAUCAGAUCAACAUCUACCUCAGUGAGAAGAUCUCACUACAUCGCUAUCUAGAAGAGAGAUGGAACCCAAUGUGUAAAACUGUAAAAUAUGACUACUAUAAACUACCCAGAACAUCUGUUGUCAUUGCCUUUUACAAUGAGGCCUGGUCAACACUUCUACGGACAGUCCACAGUGUCCUGGAAACGUCUCCAGACAUCCUUCUUGAAGAAAUUAUUCUUGUUGAUGACUACAGUGACAAAGAUCACCUAAAGGAACCAUUGGAAAGGCAUAUCUCAGUGCUAAAGAAGGUGCGACUAAUCCGUGCUAACAAGAGAGAAGGUCUAGUGCGUGCCCGUCUCCUUGGAGCUUCCAUUGCAAAAGGAGAAGUGCUGACCUUUCUUGACUGCCACUGUGAGUGUCACAUAGGAUGGUUGGAACCAUUAAUGGAGAGGAUCCGAGAAAAGGAAACUGCCGUGGUUUGUCCUGUAAUAGAUGUGAUUGACUGGAAUACCUUUGAGUAUCUGGGCAAUGCUGGAGAGCCUCAGAUUGGAGGGUUGGACUGGAGACUUGUCUUUACUUGGCAUGUAGUGCCAGAGAGGGAACAAAAACAAAGACGUUCUCCCAUUGAUGUCAUCAGUUCCCCAACUAUGGCAGGUGGACUGUUCUCUGUCAGUAAGAAGUAUUUUGAAUACUUAGGAUCUUAUGAUACCGGAAUGGAAGUGUGGGGAGGAGAAAAUCUUGAAUUUUCAUUCAGAAUCUGGCAAUGUGGUGGGACACUUGAAGUACACCCAUGUUCUCAUGUGGGACAUGUAUUUCCAAAACAAGCCCCAUACUCUCGUAGUAAAGCACUGGCCAACAGUGUGCGGGCAGCAGAAGUUUGGAUGGAUGAAUAUAAAGAGCUUUACUACCACAGAAAUCCACAUGCCCGUCUGGAGCCGUAUGGAGAUGUCACAGAGAGAAGACAACUAAGAGAGAAACUGCAGUGCAAAUCUUUCAAGUGGUUUUUGGAAAACAUUUACCCAGAACUUCAUGUCCCUGAAGAUAGGCCAGGCUACUUUGGGAUGCUCAAAAAUAAGGGAAUGGAUAACUAUUGCUUUGAUUAUAAUCCUCCGAAUGAGAAUGAUGUCACUGGACAAAAGAUUAUUCUUUAUCCCUGUCAUGGAAUGGGGCAGAAUCAGUUCUUUGAAUAUACAUCUUACAAUGAGAUCCGGUACAACACACGACAACCUGAAGGUUGUACAGCUGUAGAGCAAGACUCUGACCAGUUAACAAUGUUUUUAUGUCGAGAAAAUGGACAAAGUGUGCCUGAGAACCAAAAGUUUAUUUUCAGAGAGGACGGUACUCUGUUUCAUGAGCAAACAAAGAAGUGUGUUCAAGCCGAGAGGACUACCAGCAUGGGGAAUCCUGCCCCUUUAUUAAGACCAUGCUCAAACUCUAAUCUACAAAAAUGGUUUUUCCAGGAGAGAAGCUAAUCCAACCCAAUUAGACUGGUGCAGUUACUACUGAUUGCCCUGUCUCAGGAGCAAGAACAUUAUUUCUCUGUCAGUUUUAAACAGUUAAUAUUUCUGGCAAAUACAUAUCACAGAUCUACGAAUCAGGAGCUCUGCCGGGAUCUUUUGUGGCUGUUUUUAUUCUUCUAUUUUUGAUAUGAUUAUGGGUGAUGAAAUACAGGUUAUACUGUAAAAAAAUGGAUAUUCCAGACAGUGGUGUUGAAAAAAAGAAAGUGUGUGUAUAUUCCUUUGUAUAUGUAGAGUGGGAAAUCAAACCUGAUUAUUUAUAUGUCCAUCUGUUUUAAAAUCCUAAAAAAAAAAAACAAAUCUCCUUGGUUUUCUGGUCAAGCCACUUUUUUAUCUAUCACCUGUCCUUGCAUGGAUCAGGGUAAUGUGACAUGUUAUGAAGGGCACACCAAGGACUGAGUUGUGUUUACUUAUGUAGGUCCAGGUAGACCGAUAGUUUCUUGCCUUAAUUUAAAUUCUUUUUUUUUUUUUUUUAACUUAACCUAAAUAUUGCUGCAAAAAGCCUAUUUGUGUAUUUCUAAAAUGAAACUUUAAUGUGAUUUAAUAAUAUGGAUUCUUUGUAACACAGCUGUUUAUUGCACACUUUAAUAGAAAUUUAAAACAACCAUGGGAUACCAAAUUCUGUAGAAAAGUACUACCUGAAGCUUUGUACUCAAAAGAAACCUGUCAUAUUGAAAAUACAGUCCAAUCUGCAGGCAUCAUGCGAAGAACUUCGUUGCAAGCAGCUUUAUUGUAGAUACAUCACACCAUAAAAACGACAGUCAGUCGGACAUGU
Molecule: messenger RNA, 3244 nt
Organism: Hyla sarda
Lineage: Eukaryota; Metazoa; Chordata; Amphibia; Anura; Hylidae
Gene: GALNT12
Product: polypeptide N-acetylgalactosaminyltransferase 12
Exons: 10
Coding region: 628-2424 (598 amino acids)
Cellular component (GO): Golgi apparatus
Source: RefSeq, a predicted model, not a curated record